AUGUCCACCGUCAAAGUUAACACCAACAUCAAGGCCACCGCGGUAAUCAUCGGUGGAACGGGCCUCAUCGGCAUCUGGAUCUCGAAGGCCUUUCUCACCGAUUUCCGCUCUGCCUUCCCUACCGUGCGCAUCACGACUCGUGAUGUUAACUCCCCUAAGGCCCGCGAGCUUGCCGCACUCGGCGCCGAGCUCUACUCCUUCGACGACUCGCUCGACGCCGUCCUGAACGGCGCGGACGUCGUCGUCAACACGCUCCCGACCCACAUCCCCGCCACGGACGGGAAGAAGAUAAUCACAGCGGUCGCAGCGAGCGCCGCGAAGGUGUACUUCAUGAGCGAGUUCGGCGGCGACUACGCCCUCAACGACUUCCCCGGGUACGAGCACGCGGAGUGGCAGGUCAAGCGCGAGAUCGCCAAGGACACGCACGCCGCCAUGCCGGACAAGAAGGUCAUCGCCCUCAUCGCGGGCCUCUUCCUCGGCGCGUGCUUCAACUCCCCUUACGCGCCGCUGAUGGGCCUCGACGUCAAGGGCAACGCCUACCGGUCCCUCGGGCCCGCGACGACCCGCUUCACCGCGUCCGCGGAGAUCGACGUCGGGCGCGCGGUCGCGCGGCUCGCGGUCCUCGCGCUCGACCCGGCGACCGCCGCGCGCGUGCCGGGCACGGUGCGGCUCGCGCCGAACACGACGUCGCUCGCGGAGCUUGCGGACGCGGCGGCGCGCGUGCGCGGGGUGCCGCGGGGCGCGGUCGAGGAGGAGGACCUCGGCGCGUUCAAGCAGGCGCUGAGCGAGAGGCCGGCGGACUACAACCUCGGCGACUAUCUGAGGGUGCUCCUUGGGGAGGGGAAGCUCGACUUCUCGGCGAACAACGACAACGAGCUGAUCAACCCGGGGCAGAGCCUCUGGAAGUGGAAGACGGUUGAGGACGAGAUCCGUGAAGUCGCGUGA
Messenger RNA from Epithele typhae, 945 nucleotides. RefSeq lists its product as uncharacterized. The transcript is spliced from 5 exons. NCBI's taxonomy places the organism in Eukaryota, Fungi, Basidiomycota, Agaricomycetes, Polyporales, Epitheliaceae. The coding region runs from base 1 to 945 and encodes 314 amino acids. The record is from RefSeq and is a predicted model, not a curated record.